Molecule: messenger RNA, 3848 nt
Organism: Saccoglossus kowalevskii
Lineage: Eukaryota; Metazoa; Hemichordata; Enteropneusta; Harrimaniidae
Source: RefSeq, a predicted model, not a curated record
CCAAAAUGGCUGACUUUCCCUGUAUCGCAGUCGGUCUUGUCUUCGAUAUUGUUGAAUAAUUCCGUCCUUGUUUCGUUUAUCGAAGUUAUCUAAUUUUUAAUGCAACAAAUAUGAAUAUUGAACGUGGCAGUUUGGAUGACAUCACCAGACCUGCUAGUAGUGACAGACCUAGAACUGGCAGCAGACCUAGCAGUAGAGUAUCACUUAGCAGUGUAACAUCAACAAGUAGACCACCACAAAGACUAACCACACCAACACUACUAGAAUUACUGCCACCUGAAGACAUUUCACAACAGGAACAUGACCUGGAGGUGGUUGAAUACCAGAGUUCAGAUAGUGAAGACGAAGGUGUACAGAGGAAGAGUAGAAACAUCACAGACUCUUACAAGCAGUUGUUGUAUACAAAUGACUUCAACAUCGGUGAUGAGAAUGCACCACCACAAUCUGAUUCCACUAGAACAAAGCCGACAUCAGAACAAAGCAAAGAAGAAGAUGAAGAUGACAGAAUACAGGACCCUAAACUGCGGGCUGCCAUUAAAAAAAUGAAAAAACUUGAUAAGAUAUUAGCUCAGAAAAUCAAGCGAGAAAAAGAAGUGAAAAGGCAAAGAAUACGACUGCAGAGACAGCUUCAAGAAGAACUGGAGAGGGCAAAGCCAGAAGGACGAGACGAACUGAAAGAGGUGAAAGAGAACACUCUCAGGUUUUUGGCAUUAGCUCCGCCUCCCUCGCAUAACGAAGGUGUUGGCUUAGAUGAUGAGUCACCUCCAGUGACUCCAGUAUUUGCAACACAGCCACAUUUAGAUGAUAUGGUGAAUGGCAAUAUUACUGAUAGAUCCAGAACAACUAAUGCAUCUGAGGAUACCACUACAAGCGCAGGGGGUUCCCAGACGUCUAAUGCCAGUACAAACAGAGGAACUGAAACCACCAAGAAAUCAGCAGGAAAGAGUGGCAGAGGCAGUAGAAAAAAACCAACAAGUAAAACAGAUUCUGGACUGCAAAAUAAAGAUGAUUUCAUACAGCGGAAUAUUCAGCUUGCUUCAGAUGCUGGCAGUUUAAUUGCUAUGACCGAUGAUGAAAAGAAACGACUGGAAGAUCUCUUGGCUGAUGUAGAAAUGUUAAAGGAAGAUGAUGAUGAUAAUGAGAAUGCAGAUGUGAAUCCUUUCCAACUCAAAGUAGCACCAGGGUUUGGAUUUCAACCUGAUCAAAAUGAUGCUAAGACUCUACAAGAUAUUGAUGCUAGGCUCCAGACAUUAUUACCAAAAGAAGAUUUUGAAUCUAUUUGUAGCACCCCAGGAAGAACAGAAUCCGAAUAUUCUGAGUAUAAGUUCAGUCAACACGAAUACCAUGGUAACAUGGACCUAAUGCUGCUCGGUGAGAGGGCACUAAAAGAAACUAAAGAGAUGAGAGAUCAGCAAAGUAGACUCAAAGAAAUAGAAGAUGAAUUAACAAAUCUACAACUAAAAGUGGAGAGUGAGAUGGAAUUCCCACACCUCAGCAAUGUUCAGUUACACGAAUUGCUUGAGCAAUGUUCAAGAGCCAGUUCACGUGCGACGAUAGAAACAGACGCUAUGGCAAAUUCACCUCGGUCGCCAGCCCAGAAUUCUGUUUCCUCCAUCUAUGAAAGUCCACCUAAACUAGCUGAUGAUGUGCUGAGACAACUUUUAGAAGAUGCUAGGAAUGAAUUGAAGAUUGCCAGAUGUAAUUCCAGACUCAGUACUGUUAGAGAGGAAGAUGGUAGCAGCAUGUCACGCGCCUGCACUCGAAGUUCCAGCAAUAAUGAUUUUGAAAAUGUUAAUGAAAGGGACAUGCAUGUGGAAUCAGUUUCGGAGCUAACAAUCCAAGAGCUGUUACACAAUCCCAGAGCUACAUCUCGAGCUGCAUCAAGUGGCAACCAAUCCCCAACACCGGUGUCAUCUGAAAAUAGUCCACGUUCUGCAAAUGUGACGGACAACGGAGCUUUUACCGAAAGUGUGGGGGACAGUCAGGGUUCUACUCUAUGGUCAUCACAGUCUGCGAUGUUCACACCGCGGGACAAGUUGCCGGGCUUGAGUGGGGAUGCUGAUGAUUGGGAUGUGGAAAAUGUAAAUGAUGAAGAUGGUGAUGAUGAUGCAACCCCAACACCAGGAGAAAUUAGUUACAAAGCUGGGUCAUUGCUACAGGGUAGGAAAAAAGACACUGAUGCGAGACAACAAAAUACAAUGUUUGGAUCUGGAAAUGGCACUGCAAUAAAUGAGAGUGAUUCUUUUACGCCUACAUUUGGAGAUGAUAUAGCCAGCGUGGAUGGGGAAAAUGAAGAAUCUGCCAUUAGAACUGUAGCUAUGUUUGCCGAUAUGAAGGGCAGGCCACUAAGCCACCUCUCGGUGAUGGAUGAGAGUGACUUCGUGGAAGAUUAUGUGGGAUCAGAUUCAGAGAUAGAUGAUAAUUUUGGUCAGGAUGAUGAAAGCUAUGAUGGAGAACUACGGGAAUUACACUCCCCAUCUGUUGACUCAAGAGCUAGUUCUCAACUUUCACAUCCUCGAACUGAAUCGGACAUGAGUAUUAGACAGUUACGAAUUUCCAAAUCUGCAUUUGACUCUCGUCCAAGUUCGAAAGCUGAGAGCAACCGAACUGUUACGCCAAUAACCCCAGAUCCCCUUCCAAAACCGCCGUCCAAGGCUUCCAAUGUGAAGCACAGUGCAAGAAGUGUGAAGUCUAUAAAGAAAGGACUUGCAAUGGUUUCUCGAUCCGAUCCUAGUGCUACUGAAUCCAGAGCUGCCUCGCAGACCUCAACUAUAAGAUCUGAUUCACAGGCAUCCACAAACACGUCAGUUUCCUCGUCAGACUUUGAAUAUGAACAUGACGAUGAAAUCCGGGCACACCUCAUACUUGAUGAAGAACAGCUUGCAGAAUCCAGGAGAUUGGCACAGGCACAAAGAAGAAUGGCCAAAUCAGUCAACAGAUCAACCACAUCUCCUCCACAUCCGCCAAGUAAAGGUCACAACACCAGUAAGCAAAAAAUGAGAAGGAAAAUGCCAAUGAUAAGUGCCCCAGAUGUGAAAGAAUCAAAAACAUUCAGUCCUCCUCUCCUGACUGCAAAUUCCCGAAUCACGACAGAUGCACGCGUAAUCAACCUAGCAACGGCUGAGGUUAGGACAAAAUACGCCCUGAUUGCCGAUAAAGCAGAUAGAAGCGAAAUACAUACAGUCGUAGCGGAAACUGAAGAUUAUACCGACGAUAUAUUUGCCAAGAAAUUCCAAAUUUGCAGAUUCAUCGAGAGAAAUACGCCAGAUAUCACCCGCCAACGAAAUACUCGAGAACAUGUUGCCGUGACAACAAAUUCUUCCUCCGUUAACCUACCGAAACUCGAACUUCCGAUGUUCAGCGGCGAUGUUAUGAAAUGGAAGAGUUUUGAAGACGCUUUUAUCGCCGCUGUGGACAACAAUAUACACCUUAGUGCGGUUCAGAAGUUCCAAUAUCUUCGCGCCAAACUGUCCGGUGACGCCGCACUGACAAUUGAAGGACUACAGUUAAGUAAUGAUAACUAUACGCAUGCACUCGAACUUUUACGUAAACGAUACGGCCAAGAACACAAAAUUACCUCAGCGUAUAUGAAGUCAUUGUGCGAGUUACCAAAACCGAUAAAUACCCGAGAUAGUCUCCGUACCUUUUACGACAAUUUAGAAAGUAGCAUACGCGGACUGGAAGCGUUAGGGAAAACGGAGAACUCCUAUGGUGAUUUGCUUACGCCACUCAUUAUGGAAAACUUCCUGGGAACGUUCGGAAACAGAUGGCACGGGACCAUGGCGAUAAUGAAUGGACACUUCCCGACCUACGCAAAGCUUUGUAAAAAGAUCCUAUACCCCACAUAA